UCCUCUGCAGCAAGCAAAGAAGGGGGUAUUUCAAUACCCGACUUCAUGGCCAUUUACUCGGGUUUGCGAGCUACGAGGGUCAGACGUAAGUGAGUGUUUUUUUCAACACACCCCUUUUGUAAUCGGGCCAGCAUCACAUUUCCAAAGUAGCCAUGAACAUACGAAACGUUUUCGGUGCGGGGUCAUGACAUUGAAAUUGGAUUGUAUUACAGUCUCGGCGAAGAUACUAGAGCUACGCGGCGCUCCACCAUCUUUUUUUUAGUCUUGCCCUAGCUGAUCAAGUAAAAUGGAGGAAUAUAAGCCUGCAGCUUCAUACUCUUUUAGCAGUUACAUUCUCGCAGUCACACUUGCUACUGUUCUGGUUUAUUUCAUUUACCGACGAGGGCAGGGUAGAAAAUUUCACUAUCCACCGGGUCCGAAAGGAUUGCCUCUCUUCGGGAGUUUCUUCAGCCUGAUUUUUACGAAGAGGCAAGAAUAUGAGGUGGUGAAUGAUUGGACCAACAAGUAUGGGGACGUGAUUUCCUUCAAGCUAUUAAACACCCGGGUAUAUGUGUUGAACAAUGUUCAGAUGUCACAUGAUGUAAUGGGCAGUCUGAGCAUGAUGGGCAGAGUGCCUGUCCCCAUCAUCAAGACUCUUACGGGAAGGGAGAAUCCAGGUGUUGCAUUUUCUAAUGGCGAUGUGUGGAAGGAGCAACGUCGCUUCUUACUUUCCGUCUUCAAAAGAGCUGAUGCCAAGGGUAUCAGAUUUGAGGAAAUCGUCGGUGCACAGGCAGAGCGUAUGUUGACCGAAAUAGAAAAGACCAAAAGUGCCCGUUUUGAUCCACAGCCAAUUAUAAAUAUCUCCAUCGGCAGCAUCAUCACAAAAAUCGUGAGUGGGAUCACUUACGAAUUCGACGAUGAUGAUUUCCAUCGCCUUGUGACGCAUUCCAAUCGUGUUUUCGACCUGCUGGGACCGGCUGGAGGAAUACUAUCUUCGGUACCAAUACUCGCUGCCGUCCCGUCACCUGCAAAACGUCAACUAACGAAGGAAUGGGAUACGAUGUACGACUUCAUCAAGAAAAAUAUUGCGAGCCACAAGUCAGAGUUUAACCCCAACCAAGAGGCAGCGGAUUAUAUUGAGAGCUAUCUGCACGAAAUAGCAAAAAGAACGACAGAGAAUAACAAAGGCUCCUUUGAUGAAAUCAAUCUCCUGGAAUGCUCAUUUGAUGUGCUUCUUGGGGGAUGGGAGACAUCAGCCACCACGAUCUCCUGGAGCCUCCACACCCUGGCAUGCUAUCCCGAAGCACAAAACCGAGUCCGUCAAGAGAUCUUUGACGUCAUCGGCCAGGAACGUGAUCCGCGUUUCUCCGAUCGUCACCAGAUGCCGAUAGCCAUGUCAACCAUUGCAGAAUGUACGCGUCUGCGACCAGCCUUCGAUUUCCAUCUUCCUCACGUCGCCGAACAAGAUUGUCAGGUUGGCGAGUACGACAUUCCAAAGGGGAGUGUGGUCACGACAAACAUGUCCCAUCUAUUCCUUAGUCCGACCCUCUGGGAGGAGCCACUGGAGUUUAGACCAGACAGAUUCCUGAAUGAGGACGGGCAGUUUGAUAGAAAACGUGAACCAAUCAUUUUUGGAACAGGUCGAAGGGUAUGUCCUGGAGAGCAGUUGGCAAGGACCGAGAUCUUUCUCUUCAUCACCUCCAUCUUGCAGCGUUUCACCCUCAGUCUGGCCGAAGGCGUUCCAAAAGAUCUCCCAUGCUACCACAGGUUCACCAAUCGACCGGAUCCUUACCAGAUACAUGCUGAAAAAAUCGUGUAGCUCUUACAGUCACGUUCCCCGACGUUGAAUAUCUACAUAGCAAGGAAAGGCGACUGUCGUUGAUAGAGUCACGUGUAUUGCGCCUUUGGAACAACCACAAUAUCUAAGGGCAGGCCCGAGCACAUCUAAAAUAUCAAUAUACCUGAUAACUGUUUUAAACUGAUAGCCCAACUACAGCUUCAAUCAUAUUCACUACUGUAUAAUGACAUUCAAGAAUAAUUGAUAACGUAAUGCGAUAUACCUUGGACUUUGCUCAUAACCUUAAUAUCUUAAGUUUUUGCUUCUUUCGGUGUGUAUAUAAUCUUAUAUAUUCCUCUUUGUUUUCAAUAUAGUGUUGUACAUUAAGUGUAUAUUCAUGUUCCUUUGUCUUUUCUUUACUUUUACUUUUACUUUUCUGUAUGAAAUUUAAUUUGGAAAUGAUUAUCCUUUUAAACAUGUUAUUGAUAUAAAUUUAUAUAUAUUUUAUGACUCGAUCGAGCGAGUUUGUAGGUGGUUUACCCCACUGACCAAGUUAUGGGAUAAAUAUACAGCGUACGUGUGACAAAAGUCGACUUGUUGCAGACCGAUGUUCCUUCCAUUUGUCAACCCUAGCCCGUACAGAUUUGAAAGGAGCUGCGUUCUUUAUAUUAGGUUACAGCUGUUAACACUUGUGGACGCACAGGUUACACAAUGUACAAAUUGCCAGGAGCGGAUCCAGGAGUUCUAAGGGGAAGGCCCAAAUUUGAAAUCAAUUUGAAAUUUAGUGUGCUGAAAUUUGAAAAUCGUGCCGGCCGAUAU
Molecule: messenger RNA, 2575 nt
Organism: Strongylocentrotus purpuratus (purple sea urchin)
Lineage: Eukaryota; Metazoa; Echinodermata; Echinoidea; Camarodonta; Strongylocentrotidae
Product: cytochrome P450 2J6
Exons: 6
Coding region: 287-1798 (503 amino acids)
Biological process (GO): xenobiotic metabolic process
Cellular component (GO): intracellular membrane-bounded organelle; cytoplasm
Molecular function (GO): heme binding; oxidoreductase activity, acting on paired donors, with incorporation or reduction of molecular oxygen, reduced flavin or flavoprotein as one donor, and incorporation of one atom of oxygen; iron ion binding
Source: RefSeq, a predicted model, not a curated record